Molecule: messenger RNA, 1802 nt
Organism: Dimorphilus gyrociliatus
Lineage: Eukaryota; Metazoa; Annelida; Polychaeta; Dinophilidae
Source: the annotation of a GenBank genome assembly
AUUGAAGUUAAAUCCAUUGAUAUAGUCGCUUCCACGUCAAACGCAUUCCAGGAACAAGGUGAGAAAGAAAAGGGAGAAACAUAGUGAAGAAAAAAAUACGAGAUUGAAAGGCAUCUAUAUACUAAUAUAUAUCAAACAUUAGGAUUUAAAGGAAAAAUUGAUAAUGAACGACCAUAAAAAAGGAGAAGAAGGCCUAAAAGGCAUGAAAGAUUAUCAAGAUCCUCAUAUAUUCGUCAUUGGAGGAGCCUCGGGAGAUUUAGCAAAGAGGAAAAUUUAUCCUAGCCUAUGGUCGCUAUAUAAAAAUGAUUUAAUGCCUAAAAAUACAUUCUUCGUUGGAUAUUCAAGAUCAAAGCUAACAGUAUCCACUAUAAGGAAAGCUGUGGAAAAAUAUUUCGGAAACAUUGGCAAUGAUAUAGAUAAAUUGGAAGAAUUUUGGAAAAGGAAUUUUUAUAUAGCUGCUGAAUCUUAUGAUCACAGUGAAAGCUUUGAAAGACUAGAUAUUCAUAUUACACAAAUAAGUGAAAAAGCACAUAGAAUAUUUUACCUUGCACUUCCUCCUGAAGUUUAUGUACCAUUUAGCCAACUAGUACAUGACCAUUGUAUGGCAAGAGGUGAUUCUUCGACUAGAGUUGUUGUUGAAAAACCAUUUGGACACGAUUCAGAAUCUUCCGCUAAUCUUUCUGAUCAUCUUUCCAAUUUAUUCACUGAAGAACAAUUAUAUCGUACUGAUCAUUAUUUGGGAAAGGAAAUGGUACAAAAUUUAGUUUUCCAGAGGUUUGGUAAUCGUGUAUUUUCCCCAAUAUGGAAUAGGGAUAAUAUCGCAUCAGUAGUUAUAUCUUUUAAAGAAAACUUUGGUACAUAUGGCAGAUUAGGAUACUUCGAUCAAUCUGGUAUAAUUAGAGAUAUUAUGCAAAAUCAUUUACUCCAAAUACUAUCUAUAAUCGCAAUGGAAAAGCCUGUUUCUUUAAAUGCAGAAGAUAUUCGGGAUGAGAAAGUAAAAGUUUUAAAGUGUAUAGCUCCUAUUGAGCUCGAUAAUGUUGUCCUUGGCCAAUAUAAGGGUGAUCCGAAUGGCACAACUGAUGAGUCUAAGAAGGGAUAUUUGGAUGACGAAACUCUUCAAGACAAAGGAUCUAUCACUCCAACUUUUGCAACGACGGUAUUGUAUGUUAAGAAUGAAAGAUGGGAUGGCGUCCCUUUCAUCCUUCGCGCUGGAAAAGCCUUGAAUGAAAGAAAAUGCGAAGUGAGAGUUCAAAUGAAGGAUGUUCCCGGUGAUAUAUUCAGUAAAGGCGAGCUAGCUAGAAAUGAGCUGGUCAUUCAAAUACAACCGAACGAAGCAAUCUAUUUAAAAAUAAUAGGAAAACAACCAGGAAAUUCAAGCGAUUGUCAGGAAACAGAGCUUGAUCUAACCUACGCUCUUCGUUACCCUGGUCAAAAUCUACCCGACGCCUACGAAAGGUUAAUUCUUGACAUCUUCCGCAAUUCUCAAACUCACUUUGUUCGAACUGAUGAACUAUCCGAAGCUUGGAGAAUCUUUACUCCACUGUUGCAUAGAAUUGAUGAAGAACGAAUUGCGCCCCUUAGAUAUGAAUACGGUUCCCGAGGACCGGAAGAAUCUGAUAAUUUAGUCAGAGAACAUAACUAUACCUUUUACCGGAACUUAUAAAUGAUCUAAACCUGAAUGAUAGCUAUUUGUUCUUCGAAUAUUAUAGAAAAGUUUCUUUAUCUUGGUUUAAAUGUUAAGAAAUGAAUAAAAAGAGUAUCAAAACAAGUCUGCUGUUCCUUUUCGUUAUAUAUAAAGUAUA